Messenger RNA from Macrobrachium nipponense, 1392 nucleotides. RefSeq names its product zinc finger protein 227-like. The record is from RefSeq and is a predicted model, not a curated record. Gene Ontology annotation, biological process: regulation of transcription by RNA polymerase II. Bases 43 to 1290 code for a protein of 415 amino acids. Gene Ontology annotation, molecular function: DNA-binding transcription factor activity, RNA polymerase II-specific; RNA polymerase II transcription regulatory region sequence-specific DNA binding. NCBI's taxonomy places the organism in Eukaryota, Metazoa, Arthropoda, Malacostraca, Decapoda, Palaemonidae. The transcript has a single exon. Gene Ontology annotation, cellular component: nucleus.
UGAUUUAUUUUUUAUAACUUCAUUUUGCAGGAGUAGGAAGGAAUGGCCUGUUAUGGAGCUCCUAUAGGAGAAAGAUGUCGUUUUUGCGGCUUAGAUCUUCCACCUGAUGCCGUUGCUGUCAUGACACACAUAAACAAUCAUUGGAGACAGUUUAACUUGGAGUCUUUGGCUCUAAGUCCAUGUGCUUUUGAACCUCAAUUAGACAUUCGGGUCGGAAAUACCCCUUUGAAUCCAGAAGAUCUAGAAGUCUCUUCUCACUUCGAGCAAGGAUUUCAGUACACUUAUUCUCCUCAGACAGAGCCUUCAAAUUUAACAGUAAAUGGAACAAGAUGUUCACCUUUAAAUUUAACUGGAAGACCAAAGUCUUCAUCACCACUAUCUUCACCCAUGCCUCAUCAUCAGCCCCCAUUACCAGCUGCUCCACCUCUACACCAUCAUCCUUCACCCAUACCAGGUGGUGGUAAUGUAAAUAUUCCUCCUGCUAGUCAUCCUCACCAUUCUUAUCCAAUAGGAAUAAUGGGUAAUCAUCAAGGUAUGAUCCAGGUACCGUCUGUGCAUGCUAAUGAAAACCACAUAACUAUGGAAGGACAUUAUGAAGCACACGAAGAACAUAGUUGUGUCAUGAAAAGGAAGAGACGACAUGAACGCUAUAUGGAACUGAAGUGUCAGGCUUGUGGUAGAUCAUUCUAUACCAAAGCUUCAUUUGAUGAGCAUAUGGAUAAUCAUAUUAAAGACAAUUCUUAUAUGUUAGGGGAACAAAUUGACACUGGCCAAACCAUUCCAAAUACAUUGCAAUGCUCACUAGUUGAUAAACCUUAUAAGUGUGCUAUGUGUGAUACAGAAUUUACUUAUAGAGAAGAGUUGUUAGAGCAUGUGGAGGGUCAUGAGGCAGCCAAGCCAUAUAAGUGUGACAUCUGUGGUGCUGGUUUAUCUCAUACUAGUGCCCUGCGGCGACACAGACUUGCUCAUAGCGGCUACAAACCACAUCGAUGUGAAAUCUGCAGCCGUAGUUUUUUCCAGAAAUGUGACCUUCAGAGACAUUACAUUACACAUAAUAAAUCAAAGCAGUAUGAAUGUAGUAUAUGUAAGAAAAAAUAUUCUUCCCUUCACUUCCUUGAAAAUCAUAAAUGUAAAGCCCCAGAAGAACCCAAACCAUUCAAGUGUAACAUAUGUGGUGAAGGAUGUGCUAAUAAUAUGGCAUGGAGUUACCACAUGUGGAAACAUACCAAAAAUCCUAUUUUUGUUCCAUUCCAGGAGAAAUUUACUUUCCAGACAGGUCAGCCAGAAUGAAACUGAAAAGCUAUGCUCCAAAGCACUGUCUUUGCUUUAUAAUGAAGUGGAUAGAUUUGAACGAUGACUAAUUUGACAGUUAAGUAAAAUAUUUGAAUAUAA